AUGGAGGUGGUUGUGGAACUUCAAAAAUAAAUCCGUAAUAAUCAGAAAUCUAAAAACCAGACAAUUCAGAUCAUUACAAUUUCUUUAAGAAAUUCAAAUUUUUAUGUUGAGAUAAUUUGCACUAAGGCUGUGGUUGCUGCUGAUUAGUCAGAGAAUUAACAAAUAAUGAAUGCUCUACAAUGGUUUUGUUUUUAAGAAGAAAAUAUUUACAAUCUUAAUAAGAAUGCUGAAAGUGUAGUGAAAUCAUACGAUUAAAUUUUAGAGGGAAUCAGAAAGUUAUUGAAAAGCUGUUUGAUCUACAUUAGGACAGAUUCAUUUAAAUUUUUAUAUAUCAUAUAGACAACAGCGUCUCUAUCUAAAGUUAUAUUUAGCUUCCAUAUGCUAAAGAAGAACAGAUUUAUGAAAUGUGAUUUGUAACAGGAAUUCUUGGACAUUUCUGAUGAACUAAUAUAAAAUAUGGAAAUAGAGAAGAACGAUUUGAUUCAAUGGAAGUCUAUCUUUUCUUGA
Paramecium octaurelia is the source of this 507-nucleotide messenger RNA. The record is from the annotation of a GenBank genome assembly. NCBI's taxonomy places the organism in Eukaryota, Ciliophora, Oligohymenophorea, Peniculida, Parameciidae.